Molecule: messenger RNA, 900 nt
Organism: Malassezia pachydermatis
Lineage: Eukaryota; Fungi; Basidiomycota; Malasseziomycetes; Malasseziales; Malasseziaceae
Product: zinc knuckle family protein
Exons: 3
Coding region: 1-900 (299 amino acids)
Molecular function (GO): nucleic acid binding; zinc ion binding
Source: RefSeq, a predicted model, not a curated record
AUGACGAGGUACACGAAACUCGAUGGUCGCCGGUCAGUAGGUACAGGGACACGGCCAGAAGAUUUUGGGGUAGACCCUGAUGAUUAUGUCGACGAGCCUAGCACUCAUCAGGAUACGCGCCAUGACUCUGAAUCCAAUGUAGCAGAGCCCAAAGCUCUUUUCAAGCGUGCCAAGCUGCUACGCCUGAAAGCCAAAAAAGCCAAGUCUGAUGAGGUUCGACAGAAGCAUCUGAAAGAAGCCAAAAAACUAGAAAGUAUGGCGACUCAUGCUAAUGGAGCACGUGGCGCUCUCGGCAAACGCAAAGGACAAGGCCUUGAGUCGACACGCUCCUCGCGUCCUCGUUUAGAACCUGAUCAGCGAACUGCCUUCCGCCGUGCCAAACGUGCUGAAGAAAGGCAGGCAGGCAUGCGCUGCUACGUGUGCCGCGAGCUAUCGCAUUCCGCGAAGGACUGUCCACACAAUAUCGGCGCUGGCGCACAGGGCAAAGACACGGUUGGCCUGUGUUUCCGGUGUGGUAGCACCGAACAUACGCUAUCGCAGUGCAAGAAACCCAGGACAAAGGAUCAUGAUGACCUGCCUUUUGCCACUUGCUAUAUUUGCACACAGAAGGGACAUCUUGCAUCAAAGUGCCCGCAAAACCAGGGCCGUGGCGUGUACCCUGAUGGCGGUCAAUGUAAAGUAUGUGGGUCUGUGGAGCACUUGGCCAAAGAUUGCCCUAUGGAUCCUCGCCGGGUGACGCAUGCCUCUCAGGUGGAAGCUGGCGGUGUAGGCAUUCUCGAGAGUGUGGAUGGUGCCGGGGCUGAUGAGGACGAAUUCCAUCUUUUGACGCAGCGCCGACACGAGGCCAAGGCGGCUAGCCAAAAAGAACCUCGUCCUACUAAGAAAGUAGUCCAUUUCUGA